Messenger RNA from Tetrahymena thermophila SB210, 729 nucleotides. Its product is annotated as transmembrane protein, putative. NCBI's taxonomy places the organism in Eukaryota, Ciliophora, Oligohymenophorea, Hymenostomatida, Tetrahymenidae. The transcript has a single exon. The record is from RefSeq and is a predicted model, not a curated record.
AUGAUAGUUAAUGUUCUGUAAAGUAUUGCUUAUAAUGUGAUAAUAUUGGGUAAUGCAUUAAAUGUGAAAAAAAUUAUUAUUAUUCUGCUGUAAGAAGUUCAUGCGUUUCUUUAUGUUAAGAUUAUUUUUAUGUUCCUGAAACAUAAAUGUGCACUUACAUCUGCGGAAGGAAUUAUAAGGAAGAUAUCUAAACAUAAACAUGCGAAAGUUUGUUUAAAUGCAAUCUCCCUUAACAAUACGGAUAAAAUUUUAUGGAAGGUCAAAUUAUUUAAAAGAUAGAUUAUAUAGAAGAUUUAGAUGUUCUAGUAGGAUUGUUUUAGUAAUCUUAAUAUUUACACGUAUGGAAUGUAUAAACUAAAAAUUUAAUUCUAAAAGUUAAUUUAUAUAUAGGCUAGAUAGUUAACUAUGAAAUAGUCCAAGAUACUUAUACUGAUAUUGCAAGCUCUAGUGAUGAUGCUUUAAAUUAAACUGAUGAGAGUCCUAAAAAAUAGCAAAUUCAAUAAACUAAUGUUUUAAAAUAAUUUCUUAUAGCAUUAAAUUUUUAAGGGGAUGUAGUUGUUGUCGACCUAAAUACUUUUUAGAUAAUUUAUUAAGAUAAAUUUGAUGUAGGCAAUUAUACUAUAGCUGACAAUAAUAGUAUACUUUUAGCUAAAAAUUUACAAAAUAUUAAUCUAGUUAUUGUAUCAUAAAACGGUAGAUAAAUUUAAAAAUAGUAGCUAAAAGGUUUGA